Suncus etruscus (white-toothed pygmy shrew) is the source of this 1395-nucleotide messenger RNA. It is a transcript of the gene POU3F3, whose product is annotated as POU class 3 homeobox 3. Gene Ontology annotation, biological process: regulation of transcription by RNA polymerase II; brain development. The record is from RefSeq and is a predicted model, not a curated record. Gene Ontology annotation, molecular function: DNA-binding transcription factor activity, RNA polymerase II-specific; RNA polymerase II cis-regulatory region sequence-specific DNA binding. Lineage: Eukaryota; Metazoa; Chordata; Mammalia; Eulipotyphla; Soricidae. Gene Ontology annotation, cellular component: nucleus.
CCCACCACCGUCAAGAUGGUCCAGAGCGACUUCAUGCAGGGGGCCAUGGCCGCGAGCAACGGCGGCCAUAUGCUGAGCCACGCGCACCAGUGGGUCACGGCCCUGCCCCACGCCGCCGCCGCCGCCGCCGCUGCCGCCGCCGCCGCCGUGGAAGCCAGCUCGCCCUGGUCGGGCAGCGCCGUGGGCAUGGCGGGCAGCCCCCAGCAGCCGCCGCCGCCGCCGCAGGGCCCCGACGUGAAGGGCAACGCCGGGCGCGACGACCUGCACGCCGGCACCGCGCUGCACCACCGCGGGCCGCCGCACCUCGGCCCGCCGCCGCCGCCGCCGCCGCACCAGGGCCACCCGGGCGGCUGGGGCGCCGCCGCCGCCGCCGCCGCCGCUGCCGCCGCCGCCGCCGCCGCCGCGCACCUCCCGUCCAUGGCCGGGGGCCAGCAGCCGCCGCCGCAGAGCCUGCUCUACUCGCAGCCCGGGGGCUUCACCGUGAACGGCAUGCUGAGCGCGCCCCCGGGCGCGGGCGGCGGCGGCGGCGGCGCGGGCGGCGGCGCCCAGAGCCUGGUGCACCCGGGCCUGGUGCGCGGGGACACGCCCGAGCUGGCCGAGCACCACCACCACCACCACCACCACGCGCACCCGCACCCGCCGCACCCGCACCACGCGCAGGGCCCGCCGCACCACGGCGGCGGCGGCGCCGGCGGCGGCGCGGGGCCCGGCCUCAACAGCCACGACCCGCACUCGGACGAGGACACGCCGACGUCCGACGACCUGGAGCAGUUCGCCAAGCAGUUCAAGCAGCGGCGCAUCAAGCUGGGCUUCACGCAGGCCGACGUGGGGCUGGCGCUGGGCACCCUGUACGGCAACGUGUUCUCGCAGACCACCAUCUGCCGCUUCGAGGCCCUGCAGCUGAGCUUCAAGAACAUGUGCAAGCUCAAGCCGCUGCUGAACAAGUGGCUGGAGGAGGCGGACUCGAGCACCGGCAGCCCCACGAGCAUCGACAAGAUCGCCGCGCAGGGCCGCAAGCGCAAGAAGCGGACGUCCAUCGAGUGUGAGGUCAAAGGCGCGCUGGAGAGCCACUUCCUCAAGUGCCCAAGCUCGGCGCAGGAGAUCACCAACCUGGCCGACAGCCUGCAGCUGGAGAAGGAGGUGGUGGCGGUGUGGUUCUGCAACCGGCGGCAGAAGGAGAAGCGCAUGACGCCGCCCGGCAUCCAGCAGCAGACGCCCGACGACGUCUACUCGCAGGUGGGCACCGUGAGCGCCGACACGCCGCCGCCGCACCACGGGCUGCCCACGAGCGUGCAGUGAGGGAGGUCGGGGGGCCUCCGCGCUCCCCCUCGAGGGCCGCAGCCUCCGCCGCCCGCCCGCCCGCCGCCCGCGCUCGCGCCCGCCUCCGCCGCUGCC